AUAUACAGAAGCAUAUUCCAUGCUACCAGUUGUUCAGCUUUUAUAAUUCUGCAGGAGAACUGAAUGAACUUGCCCUGAAGAAAAUUCUAUCAGGCUGUAAGAAGAGUGUAAUAGGAUGGUACAAAUUCAGACGUAACACGGACCAGACCAUGACAUUCCGGGAAAGACUUCUUCAUAAGAAUUUACAGUCACACCUAUCAAAUCAGGGCCUUGUAUUCCUUUUAUUAACCUCUACCGUGAUGACAGAAAGUUGUUCUACUUACAGACUGGAACACGCUUUACAUCGGCCACAAGAAGGUCUUUUCCAGAAGGUUCCUUUGGUGGUUACCAACUUGGGUAUGGCAGAACAGCAAGGUUACAGAACAGUGUCUGGUUCCUGCGUAUCUUCUGGUUUUGUGAGAGCAGUAAGACAACACAGGUCAGAAUUCUUUUACACCGAUGGAUCCUUACAAGAGGUUCAUAAGAUAAAUGAGAUGUAUGCCACCUUGCAGGAGGAACUGAAGAAAAUAUGCUCUACAGUAGAAGCCAGUGAACGAUCUGUAGAGAAACUCUUAGCAGAGGUGAGGCAAUUAAAAGAAGAAAUAAAGAGGAAAAAGCAACAACGUUGUUCAGAAGACAGAGAUUUCCCAGGAGAGCCAAAGGAGAAUGUCCUCCUGUGUCAGGCACUGCAAACAUUUUUCCCCAAUUCUGGACUUCAGACAUGUAUUGUUUCCUUCAAGGGCCAACAGAUAUCCAAGAACUGCUGUAACAUUGACCAUAACAUUAAUGUCAUGGACAAACUGACUCUCAUGGUAGAGGAAAGAGACUUCACUGAAGCUGAAACAAGACACUUAACCAAGCGUAAAGUCAGAGGGACCACAGCAGGAUCAAAGUCAUUCAAGAAAUCCAGAUCACUGCAGCUUCACCAAAAAUUACUUCGAGACCAAGAGGACAGUGACCAGGAAAGGAAGCUUACACUGAGUAGCACUGAAACAGAUGAGGAUGUGUUUGAAAAAAUUAGAGACACAAGUGAAUACCCACACUCUCCUACUUUCUGA
Messenger RNA from Leptosomus discolor (cuckoo roller), 1037 nucleotides. The record is from RefSeq and is a predicted model, not a curated record. Lineage: Eukaryota; Metazoa; Chordata; Aves; Leptosomiformes; Leptosomidae.